This is a messenger RNA of Callorhinchus milii (elephant shark), 4583 nucleotides long. RefSeq names its product inositol polyphosphate phosphatase-like 1a (gene inppl1a). Bases 127 to 3900 code for a protein of 1257 amino acids. The transcript is spliced from 29 exons. Gene Ontology annotation, molecular function: protein binding; phosphatase activity. Lineage: Eukaryota; Metazoa; Chordata; Chondrichthyes; Chimaeriformes; Callorhinchidae. Gene Ontology annotation, biological process: phosphatidylinositol dephosphorylation. The record is from RefSeq and is a predicted model, not a curated record.
CUGGCUGUCUGUCUGGCUGGCUGGUAGGAGCAGGGAGAGAAGCUGAGAGCUGUCAGCUUCAGGGUCAGGGGCUGACGAGGGCCGGACAGUGAGGAGGGCGGAGGGCAGGGAGCGGGCAGGGAGAGGAUGCCUCUGUCCAGGCCACUCUGGCAUCACUGGGACAUCAGCCGCACCCGAGCCGAGGAGCUGUUGGCCAAAGCUAACAAAGAUGGCAGCUUCCUGGUGAGGGACAGUGAAUCGGUGGCCGGAGCCUACGCCCUGUGUCUGCUGUUUCAGAAACAAGUGCAUACAUACCGUAUCCUGCAGGACUCUGAUAACUUCCUGGCCGUCCAGACAUCACAGGGAGUUCAAGUGAAACGUUUCUCCUGUCUGGGUGACCUCAUCACAACCUAUCAACAGCCCAACCAGGGCUUAGUGACAUCUCUGCUCUACCCAGUGGAGAGAGAGAAGGAGAGGGAGGUGGCAGAUGAUUGUUCAGAUGGUGAGGAUGAGAGACCAGCGUUGCCGCCACGUCCUGGGGUCACCGGCACCAUCUUGGGCUCCGAAGCUAAAACGCUGGCGAUAACUCAGCAGCUACAGCAACGAAUACAGGAUGGCGGGCUUAGCAGUGACGUGGUCGGAUCGCUGAGCGAGUAUCUCAGAGCAAACCUCCAGCAGGACCUGGAGUGCGUGAGGUCAGGAUCCACCAACCUCCGGCACCUCAACUCCACCAUCGUCAACUUGUGCCAUAACCUACAGAGUGAGGUGGACCUGGUGCUGUCUAACAUGGAAGUGUUGAUGAAGGUGUUUGACAAGCAGAACUCGCCCAUGACCCCACCCAAGAAACAGCUGACCCAAGGCAGCAGCCAGAGCAGUGACACUGAGCUGGACAAACUCGUCAACAAGAUCUCGUCCCUCAACGACCUGUUGUCUUCAGCGGAGCUGAAGGUCCUGAAGUCUCUCCAAGAGAUGAUCAACAACCAGAGCGUCACAUUACCCUGUUACCCUGGGACCUCUUCCACACAGGGCUCCUGCAUGUCUUCCAAAUCGAUUCCUCUCCAGAGCUUCGAGGUGCGUCUCGGCAAAACCCAGAAACAGACGCUGAUCCUGGACGUGGAGGCAGGGAAGCUUCACAUCAGCAAGAAAUCCAACAGCUCCCCCGAGGAGUCCAUCUCCUACGAGAAAAUUCUGCAGCUCAUUAAGUACCAGAGCACGCCCAGCAAGCUGCAGAUUGUGUUCGAGAAGGACUCGCAGAAAAACCAACAGAGGGACUUCAUAUUUGAGAACGCCCGGAAGCGAGAGGCUUUCUGCCAGCUUCUGCAGCUGAUCAAGAACAGGCACUCAAACCAGGACGAGCCGGACAUGAUCUCGGUCUUUAUCGGUACAUGGAACAUGGGCAGUACCCAGCCCCCAAAAUCCAGCACCUCGUGGCUGAUGUCCAAGGGUCUCGGGAGGACCAGGGACGAGACCACAGCUGCCAUCCCUCAUGAUAUCUAUGUGAUCGGGACCCAGGAGAACGCGCUGAGUGACAAGGACUGGGUGGAUUUCCUGAGAGCGACCAUCAAGGAUGCCACGGAGCUGGACUUCAAAGUGGUGGCCACCCAGUCAUUGUGGAACAUUAAAAUCGCAGUGUUGAUCAAAGCCGACCACGAGAAUCGCGUCAGUCACAUCAACACGUCCAGCGUGAAGACAGGGAUCGCCAACACCCUGGGGAACAAGGGUGCAGUGGGCGUUUCCUUCCUGUUUAAUGGGACGUCUUUUGGUUUCGUGAACUGCCACCUGACGUCAGGCAGUGAGAAGGUCCUGAGACGUAACCAGAACUACCUCGAUAUCCUGCGAUUGCUACAACUGGGAGACAAGCAGCUCAGCUCGUUUGACAUCACCCUACGCUUCACACACCUCUUCUGGCUGGGAGACCUCAACUACCGGCUGGACAUGGACGUGCAGGAUAUUCUAAAUCACAUCAACAAGAAGGAGUUCGAGGUCCUGAUGAGUGUGGAUCAGUUGAACCUGGAGCGGGAGAAGAGCAAAGUCUUCCUGAGAUUCUGUGAGGAUGAGAUCACGUUCCCACCCACGUACCGGUACGAACGCAACACCAGAGACUUGUACGCGUGGCAGAAGUUCAAGACCACCGGGGUGAGAAUCAACGUGCCAUCCUGGUGUGAUCGCGUGCUGUGGAAAGCCUACCCCGAGACAUACAUUCAGUGCACCUCCUAUGGCUGCACCGAUGACAUUGUGACCAGUGACCACUCUCCCGUCUUUGCCACCUUCGAAGUAGGCGUGACGUCCCAGUUUGUGUCAAAAAAAGAUCCCGGUAACAGCUCGGAGGGGGCCUGCAUCGAGUUCGAGACCAUAGACGCCAUCGUCAAGACGACCAGCAAGACAAAGUUCUUCAUUGAGAUUUACUCGGGCUGUUUGGAAGAGUUUAAGAAGACCGCUGAGAACGACAACCAGUACAGUGAAUCCCACGGCUUCCUGAGAGUCGCGUGGUCAUCCUGGCAGCUACCACUGUUGGUGCCCAUCUUGUCGGACAUGGAAUAUCUCCAAGACCAGCAUCUCCUGCUGACCGUCAAGUCAACUGAUGGGUACGAGUCCUACGGAGAGUGUUGUAUUGCUCUGAAGUCCAUGAUUGGAAGCACCGCCCAACAGUUUGAGACCUGCCUGUCUCACCGGGGGGAAGAGUCUGGGUUCAUCCGCGGUAAAAUGAAGGUCUGCAUCCCGUCGGAGCGCAGAGCGACACGGGAACGCCUGUACGAUUGGAUCAGUUUUGAGAAAGACGAGACCGGAGCCCCGAAAGGGAAGAUUAUAUUUUCAAACCAAGAUUUCACAGGAGACGGUGGGAAGUCUUCCGGGAGCUUUGAUGCCCCUGAGGUGACCGGAGCUGGGUCUCACAGUCGCCCUGAUGAAGGUAUCCCUGUUGGAGGGGCAGCCACUGGGGGAAGUGUCCGAGGAAGCGAGGAGACCCCACAGGGAAGGUUGAAGCAGAGCAACGCUCCGGAAGAUGACUCCCAGUCCAGCUGCUUCAAUAACCCAUCGUAUUUUGUCCUGGAAGGCAUUCCCUACUCCCAUUCGGGAAGAGGUUCCCAAGAGAACACUGGGAUCCAGGUGGCCAAGACUGUCCCGAGGAACAAGCUGCAGCCAAAUCCCCCAAAGGGGCUGGAGAGAGUCAAAGACCCCUCCCGGCGACACCCGAGCAGUGAAGGGUUCUCCUCGGAGGACGAGAGUCUGUGGUGCGGUUCUGACCAGCUGCCGGGAGCUCGGGCCAAGGCCACCGAGCUGGAGAUGCAAAACAACCCGCUGUACGCCAGCGCAGCUGAGCUGUGGGACAACAGUGGGCAGACACCGAUGCCCAAAGCCGGCCUGGGCCGGGAGGAGAGGCCAGGCAGUGCCCCCACGCCUGUCAUGGGCAGGGAUCGCGAUCGCUCCGAGCCUAAAGCCCGUGGCAAAGCGGCCAAGAGCUCGUCCAGCUCCCAGGGCAGGGCCGGGGCUCAGCCGGCGGCGGUGACUGGGGUGAUGGAGGCCGGUGACUCGGAACGCCUCUCCGGCCGAGGUGACUUGCCCGUCCCGGGCCGGGAGUGGCCAUCCAAGAGCCCCCCACUGCCCGCCAGGAACAAGGCCCCCGACCUUCAGCCCCGCUACACCCGCCCCAACACCUCUGGACACCAGGAAGUGCCUCCUCCCCUGCCCGCCAAGACCCGAUCGGUAGACACCGAGGCUUCGGACCAACACGGGGACAGCAACAUCUGUCAGUUCCUGAAACACCUGGGCCUUGAGGUGUAUGAGGCGGGGCUGAUAAAGAAUGGAUGGGAUCACAUGGACUAUUUUCAUGAUGUCAGUGAGGGGGAUCUGACGGAAGCCGGGGUCGCUGAUCCUUCUCACCGCCGGCUGCUGCUGGAGAAGGUUCAGGAAUUGUGGAGAUGAGGGUCGAGGGACGGACCAUCACUCUGUAAAGGGAGAGAGAGAGAGAUCGAUUGAUCGGGUGGUCAAUGGCCCAGUCAACCCACUACAGCCCCCUCACCUCCCCUCCCCUCACCUCAGAGCGUGUUCCUGCCCGGACAGAGAUCAGCCGUGUGCCAGGAAUCCCAACCAAGAUGUACUUUCUCUCAGACAUUCUUCCUGCCUGUUUCAGUGACUGCCGUCCACAAGGGCCAUUGACCCCUCAUAUAUCAGAGAGACCAACCCUAAUACUGUUUGACCAUCAACGCUGAUCAGUUAACGUUUCCCCCCACUCCGCAACCCACUGUCCCCCACCACCCCCAACACAGUGAAUCCUUUCUCACAUGAAGAGACCUUACUCCCAGACCAUUGGUGUUUACAUCCCCCCUCCCCACACACACCCACCUCUGGACAGAACUGACCUGCAUUGAAUUGCAGUUUGCAGAUAAUAUAUAAAUAGCCAUAAUCGGAGCGAGGGAUGCAGAGAAUUGCCAGGAGCAGAGCUUCUGUUUGCAGGUCUGAGGGAAGACGUUACAUGGUUUUGAGAACCAAACGUUUCUCAGCUUCAUAUCAAUGUACACGUCUGGGCUGAAUGAGGAACGUUUCACGCUGUUAAAUACCACCAGGUACUUCACACCAAGCCUCGUGGUCUCCACAUUAAAAUGGCC